Molecule: messenger RNA, 396 nt
Organism: Aspergillus pseudotamarii
Lineage: Eukaryota; Fungi; Ascomycota; Eurotiomycetes; Eurotiales; Aspergillaceae
Exons: 3
Coding region: 1-396 (131 amino acids)
Source: RefSeq, a predicted model, not a curated record
AUGAGCCGCAACGUUGUUAGAGGGUUCCAGAGCGCCUCUGCCACACUUAUUCGAUACGCUGGUUCUCCGCUUGAGGAGCUUGUAGCCAGCAACGGCUCUGAUGGCCCUACAUGGUCGCAGGCGACGGACACAGUCUGUAAUGCAGUCGAGAGAGCCGACCCACGGGUCACUGUUGCAGACAUUCAGGGUUCUAGGGCUCACGAAUCGUCCAAAGAUAGGGAUGAUAAAGAAAAAGUCAUAACAGUGGGGUUGCAAACGAACUCAGGCACCCGGAUUGGCUCGCUGCACGUACAUCUCGAUGGCACUUUCAAGUUUUUCGCCUCUCGUGCUGGGAGGGAGGGAGGAUAUGCCGAAAAGAUUGCACAGGCUAAUAUCCCAGGCUACAUUUCUAGCUAA